Lytechinus pictus (painted urchin) is the source of this 2928-nucleotide messenger RNA. RefSeq names its product latent-transforming growth factor beta-binding protein 4-like. The transcript has 4 exons. Bases 1 to 555 code for a protein of 184 amino acids. The record is from RefSeq and is a predicted model, not a curated record. Gene Ontology annotation, molecular function: calcium ion binding. NCBI's taxonomy places the organism in Eukaryota, Metazoa, Echinodermata, Echinoidea, Temnopleuroida, Toxopneustidae.
AUGACAAAAGCCUACCACACAAUACCCUUGAAGUCACAUAAACUCAGGAAAUUACACAUUCUUGGUAACGUAGUAUCAACGAACGGUCAGCGACCCUACACGUCAUCGCACCUAUCGCCUUCAUCAUCGGGGUCGUCGUCGUACUCGACAGGCGCUGUUAGUCUGCCGUCGUCCCACACCCUGGCACGUUUCACCAUGAGGGGUCCGUGCUUCCGACGAGUGAGCUCCUCGCAUUGUAUGGCUCCAUUGAGUGACGUCACUACCCUCCACGAUGAUUGCUGCUCUUCCGUUGGGCAGGGGUGGGGUAAUGGAUGUUACGCCUGUCCGCAGAUGUUAGGGCAGGAACUGCAUUGUCCCCGUGGAUUCAAGAAAUCACCGGAUACUGGAAAGUGUAUCGAUGUGGAUGAAUGCACUGCAUUUGACAACAUCUGCAUGCACGGUACUUGUCUGAACUCACAGGGUAGCUACAGGUGUCGUUGUGAUGAGGGCUACAUGUCGGAUACAUCAGGAACACAGUGUGUAGGUGAGUACUGCACUUUGAGCUUGUGGAUAUAGCAUUGGUGUGGCAACUAUAGCCAACGGACAGUAUUUGCAAUUUUUCUUACCACCAUGUGGUGUAUUGGUAUUGUGUCAGACACGCAGGUGUGUACUGCACUUGUGGUUGUGGAUACUGCAAAAACUGCAAGGCCGUAGAUGCAGGGAGUUAACUCCCUGGUAGAUGAAACGACUUGGGUAAAGUUUGUCGAAUGCUCAUUUUCCCGUUGGCUGUUAAUUCACAUAUAUUGGCUUCAUACAGGGGCCAUGCUGUUCCAGAUAGCAGCGGCUUAUAACUAGUGAUGUAGGCCAAUUUAGGCCUACAUGAUUUUUAUUAGGUGCUAUUAGGUGUUAAGCGACUGUGGUUACUCCCCUUUCAGUGCAAUUUUCGUUGUGUAAAAUACAUACCACCAGUCCCUCGGUGGUCUUUUAAUGGCGUAUGUAAUGUAGGAUAAUCCAGGUUUAAGAUAAGAGGCGUGUCAGAACCGUCUCUUGCAAAUCUUGAUGAUACAAUUCAGACAUUUCGGACCACAUUAACUUACAAUGCUUUAUUGCAGGAUUAACGGAGACCAUUUAACUUUUAGUACCUAUCUCACAAUCUACCUAUUCAUCCGUAUACACUUUCCAAUAAACGGAAAAGUAGAUGUCGGCGAUGAUUUACCCUCUUUUAUCUAUUCACCGUCUUCUAUCGUUCUGUAUAAUUAUUAUUCUCGUUUUUAAAUAAGCACAUUCCUCUUCUUUUAAACAUUAUAUUUUGUUAGGCCUACAUGAAGUAAAAAAACCAUGUCCCUCUUCAGGCUCUUGAACGCCACAAUUGUCUAUUAUUGCUACGUGCGAAAUUAUAUGAAAUGGUAAGGGGUUUGCUAAACGUUAAAGGCCUCGCAACCUUUUCAAAUCAUGAGACGCAGUCCUUGAAAUAAGCAGUCUUUUUUAACGCAUUCACUUGAUGAUCAAAACAAGAUUUUCCCUCUCUUAAAGAGGUGUUUAUGCGGUAAGUACUUUCUAUAUCCACCAUUUAAGGAGAUGUUUUUAACAAAAAUCCCUGGCAGAAAACGAUAAAAACUGUUUGGCGUUCUUGGUUUGUUUCAAUCGAUAGCGAUCGUUUUUACUGUUUUUACAUAUUUUAGAGUAAUAUUGGUGAGGUCUAUACGCUAGAACUUGGAAAUACACUAGUGAAUUGAUGAGGGACAUGCGAAGUUUUGACGUGUGUCUCGUAUUUAUUUUUCAACAAACUGUUAUUAUCGCCAAGAAUAAUUAUGUCAAUUACGUAUUGGUGAGGCAUCGAGGCGUUUCGUGUUUCGUGUCUUUACGGACCACCUUGUUUAUGAGAUAACUUGUGUGUGGUCUUAAUGGCGGCACGUACCUUUAUUCUUGUAUUUUCUUCUUUUGUUAUCUAGCGUGCUUUUAUAUAGAUGAAUCAUUAGUGUGUCAAAAACAUAGUGGAAAUAAUUUUUGACGAAAGACACUUUGUGUACGUGCAAAUUCUUGUUCUUGAGUGCGUUAUGUGCAAAAACGAUAUAAAACAUUUGAGGAUUCUUCAUUGUUAAUAUCUUAUGUCCUGAUUAUCCCUCUCCUCUUCUUCUUAACUUUCUUUCUUUCUUUUUUCCUUUUUCUUUCUUAUUCUUCUUCAUCUUCUUCUUCUACUUCUUGUAACGUCGUCGUCAUCGUCAUCAUCUUCUUAUUCUUAUUAUUAUUAUUCGUCUUCUUCGUUUCCCUUUUCCAUUUUCUUCUCCUUGUUUUUAUUUUUAAAUUAUUCUUCAACUUCUCUACCAAUACUAUACCAUCUUUGGAGAGGACCUUAAGCCGUCGGUCCUCUGGUUGCUUGCUUACAAGCAUUCAUGCUUUCUUAGCAAUCAGGUAAAAAAUCACCACCAAUCACCAAUUUUUGCUUUAUCCUCGAUGUUAAUGACUAUAAGCUUUCUUUCCAUUUCAUCUACAUUCUUCCCUAAUAGACUGAUACACAUGUAGGAGAAGGCGGAAAUUAUUACAUGAGAAGAGGAAAAUUGACCACCAUCCGAAGCAAAAUGUAACCCCCCGCAGAAAACUCUCUUUGGAACACGAUUACGAAAUAAUUGUAAUUAUAGUCAUUAUAGUGACAACAGGAGUACUAGUAGGAAAAUUAACUGUCAUCCGAAGCAAAUUGUAAAAGAAAAACCCGCAGAAAACCUUCUUUGGAGCACAAUGAUUAUGAAAUGAAUGUAAUUGUAAUCAUUAUACACUGUUAUAGUGACAGCAGAAGUAUAGUAGGAAAAUUAACCAUCAUCCGAAGCAAUAUGUAAAAAAAACACCGCAGAAAACCUUCGUUGGAACACAAUGAUUACGAAAUAAAUGUGUUUCAUAUUCAUUAUAGUGACAGAAGGAGUACUAAUACGAAAAUUUACCAUCAUCCGAAGC